This is a messenger RNA of Myxocyprinus asiaticus (Chinese sucker), 6701 nucleotides long. RefSeq names its product phosphatase and actin regulator 1-like. Gene Ontology annotation, biological process: cell motility; stress fiber assembly. NCBI's taxonomy places the organism in Eukaryota, Metazoa, Chordata, Actinopteri, Cypriniformes, Catostomidae. The transcript has 13 exons. Gene Ontology annotation, molecular function: actin binding. The coding region runs from base 96 to 1826 and encodes 576 amino acids. The record is from RefSeq and is a predicted model, not a curated record.
UCCGCCCGUCCCUAGUGUGUAAACUGCACAUCUCUGCUGGCGUUCAGACUGUGUUCAAGCCUGCUCACGUUCACCAUCAUCAUUCUCAUCUCUCUAUGGCGGGUCAUACGGCCAUGCAGGGUAUCUGGGGCAGUAACACAUCCGCGGGGAACGGGAUGGAGAAGCCGCAGAAGAAAGGCUUCAGUCUGGUCAGGAUCAUGUCUCUGAAUUACAGAAAGCGGAAUAAUACGAAUCCACAGCAGCAGCAUCACAGCAACAUGCCCUUCAUGAUUCACUGCCACAUUGGCAAAGAGAUCAAACACAUAUGCAGCAACUGCAGCCGCGUCAGCCAUGAACAGGACGCAGAGGAGGUGGAGAAAUUGGCCUCCAUUCGCUCUGAGUCCCUGGUGUCUGGCACACACACGCCUCCCAUUCACUGCAGGAGCAAGCUCAGCACACUGGAACGGCUCUUCAAACCCUGGAAGUGGAGGAAGAAGAGGAGUGAGAAGUUCAAGCAAGCAUCCACAGCUCUGGAGAAGAUGUCGAUGCAUCAGAGCAGAGAAGAGCUCAUCAAACGAGGUGUGCUCAAAGAGAUCUUUCAGAAAGACUGCAGGGUUCCUGUCGUGAAACAGGAUGGGCGUUUGGAGACGGGGCUGACGUCAGGGUCUGUACCCAGUGCUCUAGACUGUGACAGGACAGCAGAUAUCACAGACGCACAGAGGACGGUCACCAUUGACUUCCGGCCGUCUUUGGAUGGAGGAAUCUGUGCUCAGGACAACACACUGAAGAAAUCUCUUACACUUCCUCCAAAGAAAUCAGUCACCUUUCCUGCUGAUCUUCAGGAAACUCCUGCCAAACCUCAACUCAUUCACAAACAACCACCGGCUCUCCCCCCGAAACCUUUCCCCAGACUGACCAAUUAUAGCACAGACUCUUGUCAGUUGAAGUUGUCAUGUACACAGGGAAAGCUUUCUCCUCCUCUACCUCCAAAAAAAGUCAUGAUCUAUGUACCGCCCUCCUCUUCCUCGCCGCUGUCAUUCAUGCAGAAAGCCCCACCCUUCCUGCAGUAUGGUCAGCCGCUGCAGCUGCAGUAUGGCAGUGUUCACACAUCCAGCAGCAUCAUCGACGAGCUCCAGAAGGCGCUGGCGCUCACCUUGCACAGACUGGAGAGCUCUGUGGGGCAGUACAGUGUUCCUCUGCCAUCAGUGGUGAUUGACUGUGAUGAUGAUAAAGAAAACAUUCCCAAUGAAUCCGAUUAUGAGGAUCUGCCCAGCAUGUAUAAAGAGGAGGAUGAGGAGGAAGAUGAAGAUGUGGAGGAGUAUGAUUCUUUCUUCACAAGCACGCUGGCAUUGAAGAUCUUGAGGAAAGACUCUCUUGCAGUGAAGCUGAGUAACAGACCGUCUGAGCGAGAGCUUCAAGACAAGAACAUCUUACCAGUGCAAACGGAUGAGGAGAGACUGCAGUCCAGACAGCAGAUAGGAACCAAACUCACACGGAGAUUGAGUCAGAGACCCACAGCGGAAGAACUGGAGCAGAGAAACAUCCUUAAACCUCGUAAUGAGCAGGAGCAGUUGGAGGAAAAGAGAGAGAUUAGGCGCAGACUCGCAUGCAAGUUGAGUCAGAGACCCACAGUGGGGGAGCUACGUCAAGCCAAGAUCCUGAUCCAGUUCUGCGAUUACGUGGAGGUGGCAGACGCUCAGGAUUACGACAGACGCACAGACAAACCCUGGACACGACUCACUGCAGCUGACAAGGCUGCCAUCAGAAAAGAGCUGAAUGAUUUUAAGAGCCAUGAGAUGGAGGUACAUGAGUCCAGCAGACAUCUGACCAGGUUUCACAGACCAUAGACCACCACUGUCUGGAGGACUGCUGCCUGAUGGCCAUUUCUCCCACAUCAAACACAAUGCUGGACAGUGAACAGCGCCUAACUUCACAAAGAACAAGACAUCUUAAAUGCCUUCUGCAAAACUCCUCGGGACACCACCAUCACCAUAAGAUGAGCUUUCAUAUUAGCAAUGUCCCACGCCACCUCCUGUGAACAUCUGCAAUGGCAGUCACCUUUAUUAGCAUCCAUACAGUUACAUUUAAUACAUUAAUCUCCAUAACGGCAUUUUUGAUUGACAGCUCGGCUUGUGCGGAAAUUACAUUUCCCCUCGCAACGACGCCGGCAGACAUCAGAAAAAGACCUUAAUCUGUAUCUGAUUCCCAAGUUGUGUGCGGGCGCCAUUUUCAGCACUUAGAAGCACUUCUGCAACAUGGCAUACUUUUGCACAGACUGCAUUUGCAUACAAUGUAUUGCAUUCGUGAAACGUGAGCAGAACUAAUUUCUGGAUAAAUGGUUUGUGAAACCAAAGGUUGAAGACAUUUAUGCAACAGUUCUCACAAGAAUUGUUUAUGAACAGUUUACACAAAUUGAAGCCACAAGUUACGUAAGAUGGUUUUAUGACUCGUUCGUGAAAUACGAGCUGUACGAAUGUGUGUAAUUCUGUGUGUCGUGUAGCUAUUAGUUUUAUGAAGGAUGUACACACAAAUUGAUGCACCAAUUUACAUAAGUGGUUUUAUGAACAAUUUACACUGAAAUUGAUGUAACAAUUUGUGCAAGAAUUUUCUUUUAAGAAUUUACACAAAUUGAUGCACCAGUUUAUGUAAGAAGUAUUUAUAAAUGAUUUACAUAGAAAUUGUCACAACGAUUUACUCAAGAAUGGAUGUAUGAAAGAUUUAUGCAGGAAUUGUUGCAACAAUUUUCGUAAGAAUGGUUUUACGAACAAUCUUUGCAGAACUUGUCGCAAUGAUUUAUGCAAGAAUUGUUUUACAGAUGAUUUACGUAGAAAUUGUCGCAAUGAUUUACGCAAGAAAGGUUGUAUGAAAGAUUUAUGCAGAAAUCGUUGCAACAGUUUUCGUAAGAGGUUUUACAAACAAUUUACACAGAACUUGUUGCAACGAUAUAUAGAGAAUGGUUUUACCAACAAUUUACGCAGAAAUCUUUACAACAUUUUAUGAAAGAAUGGUUUUAUGUACGAUUUAUGCAGAAAACCCGUGCAUCAAUUGCAAGAAUGGUUUUACGAAGGGGUUAUACAGAAAUCGUUGCAAUGGUUUAAGCAAGAACGGUUUUGCGAACGAUUUACACAGAAAUUGUUGAAACGUUUUAUGCAAGAAUGGUUAUGCGAACGAUUGACAUAUUGUUGCAGCGAUUUAAACAAGAAUGGUUUGACGAACAAUGUACACAGAAAUUGUUGCAAUGAUUUAUGCAAGAAUGUUUUUAUGAUCAAUUUACGCUGAAAUCUUUGCAACAGUGUACAAAAGAAUGGUUGUACAUACGAUUUAUGCAGAAAACGUUGCAACGAUUUAGGCAAAAAUCAUUUUACGAAUGAUUUAUGCAGGAAACAUUGCAACAGUUUACACAACAAUGGGUUUAUUGACUAUUUACGUAGAUUUGUUGUAGCAAUUUAUAAAACAACAGUUUUACGAAUGUUUUAUGCAGAUAUGCGAUGCUUGUGUUUCACGAAUGAGGCCCACUGUUUCUCUUGGAUUUUAAUGUUCUUGUGCCCCAUGCUGGUUCGUAUGCAUCGUAGCCAUCAAAAUAAUUACAAGUAAAAAGGUUUAGUUCAUCAUCUCGACAUCCUCGUCGUUCCGACUACAUGGAUCUCCAUGGCAAACUGUGAAUUCUAGAAAAUCUGGAGUCAUUUGUUGGUGCUUGAUUCAAAUGUACAUGAUGUUUAUAUGACAUUAUUUAUAAGGAUAUUUUUAAUGUGCAUUAUUCAAAGAAUGGAAACAGAAGGGCUUGCUUAAGAAAAGCUCAUGAUGAAACAUACAGAGGUGAUUGAUAAAUCAGUUUAUUAUUUAUCUAAAAUUAAUUUUAUUUUAAUGUCUGUACUUUUCUUGUUGAUCUUUUUAUGAAAAGUUCUUUGGAUGAGCAUCAUUUGGUUUAAUCACUUAAAAUCCAGCACAACCAAAAACAAAUUAUAGAGCUGUCCAUGUGUGCAUAUUAUGUUUUUUAUUUAUUUUUAUAUAAUUUUGAGCAGUUUCACAUCAAUUGUCUGCUUCUAUAUUUGUUCUUUUUUUUUGAGUGUUUUAAAAAAAAAUUCUAAUGUUAUUCAGACUAAGCAAUAUUCAUGCAGGCAAAUGUCCCAAAAGUAAUUAAUUAUAAAUAUUAGUUUUAUAAUUAUUAAUAUUAUUAUUGUAAAUGUUAGAGCAUUUAUUUAUUAUUUCGCCUGUCUGUGUCUUUUUUUACUUUUGUUGUUUUAUAUUAUUUAUUUUUAAGGGUAAACUGAUAAACGCAUUGUAAUGUAGAUUUUCACUAUAUUUAUAGUACAAAUACAAACUACAGAUGGUAUUGCAGGGUUUAAACACUGACAGCCAUUUGUAAGUCAUAGCAAUGUUUCUGACGUUUAAUGAACACUACAGCAUGAGCUGUUUAAUAAUGACCAGGCAAAUUAAGAUCACAUGUCUAAUGAUUCGAUUGUGUUGUUUUGAAAGUGAUUACAAACCAUAGGCUUUGACAGUGUGACUGUUUAUUAGUGCUGCAAUGAGUAUUUUAUUACUAGGGACUGAAUAAUGUCAAAGUUGCUCUUGUAAAUCAUCAAAGACCUUUUUGCAACAUCUCAGUGAUUAUCUGAAUAUUUGCACCGACCAAGAGCUGGUUGAUUUUAUCCAGGUCUGUAAUGACUCAUUGCAGUGAGUAAGGUACAGUAUAGACAUUCAUCAGUUCUUCUUGAUAACUCUUGAUUGUUUUGCUGUACUUAGGAUAUAGAUAUUUCAGAACUUAAAUCACGCACUCUUUUCUGCUUGGUUGUUUUUAGGUCUUUGUUGAAGUUAUUUUUAUGAACCACGUCAUACACAUGAAGGGGGUUGGUCUAUAAUGUAUGUAGAUGAUAGACUGAUUAACUAUUUUCCUCUCCAAACUGUGUCUGUCCUGUCGGUUCUUUGUUAGGGACUUUAGGAAUUUUAACUACGUUGAUUAAUAAAAUGUUCGUCUUCAUUUUUUCUGUCCCUACAAUGGACCCAAAAGUAUUUGGACACUGCGGUCAUACUUUAAAAUGCACAUAUUUCAUUGCAUUACAUAACAAAACAUAAAAAUAUAUAUUUUUAUACACUUAAUGAAUUAUUAAUAAUUAUUAUAAUUUAUAUAAUUUUAAAUAUGCUUGAUUUGAUGUAUUGUUAUUUAAUGCAAUGACAAUGAGACAUUUUUAAGUGUGAUUUAAGUGUCCAAAUACUUUUGAUUCCACUGUAUAUGAAUACUCUGCUGUGGUAAUACUGCAGCUCCUCUUGAGUACUGUAAAGUAUUUUAAUGACAAGCAGUUUGCUACAUUUGUCAUGUAAGUAGACUCUGCAUUGAGGUUAUAAUUUUUAUUAUACAUUUUAUUUUAAACCAUGUUUAGAGUUGCCAAGGGGUAAAAUUCACAUUAAUGUGUUAACAGAGACAUCGUAAAAUCAGUGAGCUUUUGGAAAGGUCAAAGUGUCAGCAUGUGCACAAAAUACUUGAUAUUGCCAAUUAAGAGAAUAUAAAAUUAUAAUAUUUGUUCAACCAUGUCCAGUAUUUUUUAUUAUUAUUAACCCUCCAGUCAACUCAGCUAAAAACGUAUUCUGCAUGCACUUUAAUUUAACCUAAUAUGCACAUUUUAUCUUUCAUUUGUAACGUUUGAAGUAAAUUUGUUAUGAAAGUUGAAUUAUUGAUCUCAAAGUACUUGAAGCAAGACAGAUUUCAACACAAAACAAAAACUCCAUCUUUAAGAACACAACUUGACAAUUAUUACCAACUCUUAAAAUGUGAUUCCAGAUCAGAUAAAAUGCAGUUGCCAUUGACACCAAAAGGAAUUUAAAGAAUAUCUUUCAGGAUUUUAAAACUCUGUUGCUCCAGGAGCAGGAUAUUAUUGCACUACAAUACAAGUUUUGAAAAAGAAAUGCACAAAAUUCUUAAGGAAUUUCAGUUUAUCCAGCAGAAUAUCAUUUAAUUCCCAUUAGCCCCUUUCACACAUACAGCCUUUUCCAGAAAAUCUAAUGCAUUUUUCAGGUUAGAAGUCAUGUGUGAACACUACCUUUUUGAAAAUACUGGUAAAUUUUGCUCUGUCAGUUUCCUAUAAAUUUCUAUAUUGCUGGUAUGUGUGAACAGCACAUGUGGUACAUUUACUAGUAAAGGCAAUCCAACGAUUUUCCUGUAAUUUACCUGGUUGCAUGUGUGAACGGGGCUAUUGAAUUUAAUUCCCAUUACGAUGCUUUAGAACUGGUUCCAAAUUAUGAUUCUGGGAAUCCUAUAGGAAUAUUUUUCACAUGCCUUUAGGAUUUUUUGACUAGAGAUUGCUUCAGACAGCUUUAUAAAUUCAGCAUUAUGGCACCAAAUGUUGUCUUGUUGGCACAAAAUAUAAAUCCCCAUGCAUAGAGCUAAUUGAAUUUAGUCCUGUGGUUUUUGUAGGGAUUGCAUGGACUUUCCACAGGAGAGUGUCAAACUGACCUGACAGCAUUAUUUGUCACAGCUGUUAAUGUGUUGGGCUGAAGGAACGUAAUGGUUUCAGCAAUAAAUCUGAUGUUAUUUACACACCAUGAGUGAGUGGAAACCUCUUUUACAGUAGUUAAUUUUCAUGUACAGUUUCAAUAUAGGAUUAUGUUCAUGACUUUGGUUUGCUCAGUAACACUGGCAGUACAUGCAGCUGAGAGGACAGAAUUCUUUUAAUUUAAUUAUAAUUUUUUAUUGAUUCAUACAUAUAACAAAGAAAAGCAAAACAUAU